AUGGCUUCCUGCGUAGCAUGCCAACACCUUCACCCUCUAGGAAGCUGCCCAUUGAAGCGUGCCGGCGUCGAAUAUUGUGGUCUUUGCGGCCUUGCCCACUACGGCUUCUCUCGCAUCUGUCCACAUAUCAACUCAGAAACCCAAGUCAGAGAAAUGAUCCGAGCCGUGAAGUUAUCAUCGGAGCCAGGACAUCUCAAGUCAGAGACUUUGAAGUAUUUGACUGGAUUGAAAGGCACUUUGGUUCAAAAGAAGAAGAAAGAAGCUGAGAAGAAGGCCGCCGCUGCUAAUGGUAGCGCGAAUCCGAGCGCUGGUUCAUCUGCAGUGCCAGGACAGCAGCCAUUUCACAUGACCUAA
Molecule: messenger RNA, 354 nt
Organism: Aureobasidium musti
Lineage: Eukaryota; Fungi; Ascomycota; Dothideomycetes; Dothideales; Saccotheciaceae
Source: the annotation of a GenBank genome assembly